UUUAUUCUAAGAUCAUCAUCAUUCAUAGUAAGUAUCCCACCAACACAACUCGGGUAUCAACUGUUAUUAAAAUGUCACAACUUGCUUUAUUGACUUUAGUUUUCAUAACGACGUACCUGAAACUAGACGCAGCGCAUGUUGGUAUCCAUUCCUUGUAUGGUUAUGAUGAAGACAAUCCAACAUUAUCACUUUACAAUCGCCAAGCGACAUUACCAAAAGUUAUAAAUUCAGUUGACAUUCAAUCACGUCUCAUACCAACAUAUUUUACUCCCGUGGACCUAUGGCAGAACUUAAUAAAUAGUAUUUACAGAUUGCAAACCAGUAGCGAUAUGACUACUCAAAACCCAUUGGAAAAUAAAAAAAAGUCAUCCACAUUAAAUAAGCAGCUUCCAUCGCAACAAGAAGACAGUCUAGAAAACACUGUUUUAAAAUUUCUAAAAUCUUCAGUACAUCAAUUGCGCAAUGACUAUGUACAUGAAUUACAACAGGUGCUAUCAGUUGAUAAGACCAUAACGUGUUGUCAAAAUGGUAAAUGUACAGUUGUCCGAGAACUUAAAGAAUGCAACACUGAACACAUUAAAUUGCAAACACAGCCCGUUGAAAUCGAUAACAAAAAUACAUCCGAACCGAAGACAUUUCAUAAGCCACUCAAUAUAACUCAAAGUAAUAGUACAGUUCAAAAACUAGACGACUCAACUGCAGAACUACCAGAUGACGAAGUAGAAAUCAUUCGCAAAGACAUUUUAUUAGCUACCAAUAAUCUCCGAGCCAAACACCAAUCGAGUGAACUAUUAAUUAACGGUGAAAUGAAUGCCUACGCUCAAGAAUGGUCUAAUAGUAUAGCAACCACGAACAUCAUAAAACACAGACCGGAUCCUCACCAGUACGGCGAAAACAUAUUCAGUAGUUCCGCGUACCUAGUAAACAUGGGUGAAGUAGCUGUCCAAAGUUGGUACGACGAAAUUGACCUUGAUGGAGGUUAUAACUUUGAAGGUGACGAAAAAGAGAUGUCGAAGAAUUCCUCACUGCAUUUCACCCAAGUGAUAUGGAAAAAUACAAAAGAGAUUGGCAUUGGCGUUUCAAAAAUGGGUAAUGGCUGGUACAUCAUUGUAGUUAAUUAUAGCCCACCUGGAAAUGUCGUUGGAUUUUUCAAGGAGAAUGUUUUGCCUAAAAAAGACAGUGAAUAAACUUGUGCCAUUAAUAAAUAAAUUAAUUUAUCAUAAAUAAAUUAUAGAGAGAUUUUGGUAAGUUUUUUCAUGACACCUGUACCAUUUUUAAUAAACAAUAUUUUAUAUUGUUAUUGUACUACCUUAAGCAAAAUUAUUUUUUAUGAUACAAUGUAAAUGUAAUAAU
Adelges cooleyi (spruce gall adelgid) is the source of this 1353-nucleotide messenger RNA. RefSeq lists its product as uncharacterized. NCBI's taxonomy places the organism in Eukaryota, Metazoa, Arthropoda, Insecta, Hemiptera, Adelgidae. The transcript has 8 exons. The record is from RefSeq and is a predicted model, not a curated record. Bases 72 to 1187 code for a protein of 371 amino acids.